UCUUGACCACCACAUACACAGACACUUUGCCCUCUUCAAUCCAAAAUUGCUGUUUUUAUGUCUAUCAUGGCUUUAUAGACCCAUACCAUUAAUCACAUAUUCCUCUAUGCAGUCGCACUAAACAUAGAAACACACGAAUAAUUGUAGCUUAAAUAUCACAACCACCCAAAAAAAGAGAAACUUCCUUCCUUUGUUUCUUUCUUGCAUUGCACAGUCUCUCUCUCUCUCUCUCUGAAGCUUGUAUCUUUUCUCAUCUUUUAGGAUCUAACUUGACUAUUUGCUCUCUCUUUCUCUCUGUGUGUGUAUAUAUAGUUGUUUCUUAAAUUAAUUUCUUAUUGAUCUGUUAAGGAUUCCCCUUGCAUCUUUCUGAGAUUUGCGUACCAACAAUGCAAGCUACUCAACCAGUUACUAAUGGAGUUACUGAGGUUUCUUCGCAGGCUGAUCUGAAACUUGCAGAACCAUCCAAUGGAGAAAUUUCAAAUCCAGGACCAAACACGAAGCGCUCGGAUCUUUUAGUUCAAGUACCACCUAGACCUGUAGGUUUUGGCCCUAGCAGGAGCGGAAAAGGCUUAAUGCCCUCCCAAAAUUCAUGCAAAGGUAGUUCAUCAUCAGGUGGCUUUUUGCGGGGCUUAAGCUUUAAGAAAAAAGGCGCCGUACCUGAUGGUGAGAGGAGCUUUCUCCUCAAUUCAGACCCUAAGACAUCUCCAGAUAGUCCUAUUGUUGCCAGUCUUAGAUCUGCAUUUUCUUGGCAAAGAUGUACAUCUCUUCCUGUAACACCUGCGUCAAACUUGUCACCUUCUGUUUCCACACCUGUUUCAGCAAGAUUGCCGGGUGAAUCUAUUAAAACAAGUAAAGUAGCUGGCCAGGGAGCUGUUUCAAGGUCCCUCUCAGUGCCUGGCAGAAAUGUAGUAAUUGUGCGAUCUACAUCUUUUGCUUCUCACAAGGAGAAUAAUCUGGUAACUCCUAAUGAAGAUCAGAUAUCUUCACCAGUGGAAGUUGAUGAUGAAGAAAUUCCUGAAGAGGAAGCUGUAUGUAGGAUCUGUCUUGAUGUAUGUCAAGAGGGAAAUAUGCUCAAAAUGGAGUGCAGUUGCAAAGGUGCCCUUCGACUUGUACAUGAAGAAUGUGCGAUUAAGUGGUUUAGUAUAAAGGGAAACAAGAACUGUGAAGUGUGUGGCCAAGAGGUUAAGAACUUACCUGUAACAUUGCUUCGGGUGACGGGCUCUGCUCAAAGCAAUAAUAGGCAGGAUCUGAGUCACCAGAGAUUUAGGUCAGAAGCAAUAAGUGCCUGGCAGGACUUUGUAGUGCUUGUCAUAAUUAGCACCAUAUGCUAUUUCUUCUUCUUGGAACAACUAUUGAUUCAUGACAUGAGGACUCAAGCAAUCAUAAUUGCUGCACCAUUUGCAUUUACUUUGGGCCUUUUGGCAUCAAUAUUUGCCAUCAUCCUAGCAAUUAGAGAGUAUAUAUGGACAUAUGCUGCUCUUCAGUUUGCACUUGUGGCCAUUUUCGUUCACCUAUUCUAUAGCAUGCUUCAUCUGAAGGCCAUUUAUGCUAUCUUGGUUUCAUCAGUUCUGGGUUUUGGGAUAGCUAUGACUAUCAACUCAUUGUACAUUCAAUACUAUGCUUGGCGAGUUCAGGUAGUCCAGAACCCUAGUCCUAGUCCUGUAUAACUGGAUACCGGGGUACAGGGUCAAACAUAUACUCUGUUUAUUUGCUGGCGGAUGCAUGGCAUACAUACUUCUCAAAUCUAUUGCCCAUUAACUAGGAAACAAACAAUGAAAAAGAAUACCACCAAAAGUUUUUAUUCUCUGUAUUCCUAUCAAAUGAGAAAUGUCACGUUUGCCUUUAGCUUAA
Ricinus communis (castor bean) is the source of this 1851-nucleotide messenger RNA. RefSeq lists its product as uncharacterized. The record is from RefSeq and is a predicted model, not a curated record. NCBI's taxonomy places the organism in Eukaryota, Viridiplantae, Streptophyta, Magnoliopsida, Malpighiales, Euphorbiaceae. The coding region runs from base 387 to 1667 and encodes 426 amino acids. Gene Ontology annotation, molecular function: zinc ion binding. The transcript is spliced from 8 exons.